Zea mays is the source of this 1342-nucleotide messenger RNA. RefSeq names its product GDSL esterase/lipase. Gene Ontology annotation, molecular function: hydrolase activity, acting on ester bonds. The coding region runs from base 103 to 1149 and encodes 348 amino acids. NCBI's taxonomy places the organism in Eukaryota, Viridiplantae, Streptophyta, Magnoliopsida, Poales, Poaceae. The transcript has 3 exons. The record is from RefSeq and is a predicted model, not a curated record.
ACGCCGCAGCACGGCAGCAGCAACCAGCAAUCCACGCAGACCUCUAUUCUUCCGCACUCGCGCGCCGCGUAAACGCGGCAACUCGGGGUGCCGCCUGCCAACAUGAAAAGGCUUCUUUUCGCCGCCGUCUGCGCCCUCCUCGUCCUGUUCAACGCAGCUGGUCGUGUGGAGUGCCGGCGCCAUGGCGACAGCGGCGACUCCGCCCGGCAGUACAAGCUGUUCGUGUUCGGCGACGACUACGCCGACACCGGAAACUACCCGCUAGCAGAUUUGUCCAAGACGACGCGUGCCUGGUACUACCCGUACGGCAGCAAUGACAAGGACCACGGCAUGAGCGCAAGCGGCCGCUUCUCCAACGGCUUGGUACUACCUGAUUUCAUCGCGAGGAUUCUAGGGCGGGAGGAGUCUCCUCCGGCGGAAAGCAAGAGGGACCAGGACGGGGUGGACCCGUUCGGCAUGAACUUCGCCGUGGGCGGCGCCGGCGUCGUGGUGGGGACGCGCGAGGCGCCCAAGCUCGGCACCCAGGUCGACAAGUUCAAGAGGCUGGUCCGGCACGGCAUCAUCGACAAGGACCUCACGGACUCCGUCGCGCUCGUCGCCUUCUCCGGCCGACGCGACUACGCGCGCGUCAACGACGACAUGACCAGCGCCGAGAUGAUCAACGCCAUGGCGCAAGACGUGACGGACGCGAUCGCCGACGCCGUGGAGCACCUGACGGGCCUGGGCGUGGAGAAGGUGCUGGUGACCACGCUGCCCCCGAUCGGCUGCACGCCGUGGCUGUCGAGGUCCAGCGACUACAGCUCCUGCGACGGCCAGAUGGUCGCGAGCGUCCACAACGCGUACCUCGAAGAGAAGGUGUUCAAGGACGCGGCCGUCCUCAACCUCGACCUCAACACGAUGUUCAGGCGCCUCACCUCCGGUUCCGGCUCGUCCCAGUCGUCGAAGAGGUUCAACAAGCACAGGCUGGAGCCGUGCUGCGAGGUCUUCGACCGGACUGACUACUGCGGCCGGAUGGACGACGGCGCCGCCGCGUACAGCCUGUGCUCCGCGCCGGACAAGUACUUCUACUGGGACGAAAUCAACCCGACGCAUGCCGGCUGGAAGGCCGUCGUGAAUGAGCUCGAGGAGUCCAUCAAAAACUUUCUAUAGGUUUAUUAGCAGUGACAUCCAUCGGUCGUUAAACAUGCGGGUGCUUUAUUAGCAGUGACUGUUAAUCGUUAUAGGUUCUUAAUUAAUUGAUUAGUUUCAGUCGAGUCUGUUCAAUAGGUUUAGUUUUAGGUCAUGGGAGUGUUACCGUUCUAUAAUCUAUAUAAUGCUUAGAUUUUAAUUGGUUGUUAGUGAA